AUGUCUGACAAUUACUCCUACAAGAGCAGCGGCACCAACAGCCAGGGUAACCACUACUGUGCCCGAGACUACGGUUCCGGCGCGGCCAACUCGAACUCCUAUCACUACUCCAACACCAACGGGUCGUAUUAUUACUCCAACCCCAACGGAAGUUCCUACUACAACAACGGAAAUGGUGGCUCCACCUACACUUCCCCCAGUGGACAUAAGUACUCCAGCGGCGGCUCUGGCAGCGGCUCUGGCGGUGGCAAGAAGUAA
Ilyonectria robusta is the source of this 258-nucleotide messenger RNA. RefSeq lists its product as uncharacterized. The transcript is spliced from 3 exons. The coding region runs from base 1 to 258 and encodes 85 amino acids. Lineage: Eukaryota; Fungi; Ascomycota; Sordariomycetes; Hypocreales; Nectriaceae. The record is from RefSeq and is a predicted model, not a curated record.